AUGGGUAAAACUGUGAGCAACAAAGGGCUUGUUUGUAACCCCCAGGUCUACAUCCCUCAGGCAACUCUUUUCAAAAUUUGCAUUCAUUCCUCUUCUUCCUUAUUUUUUUUUAUAGCUGACAGGCAGGAAGGAAUUGGUGUCUGUGGCUGGAUCCUGGUUUCCCUUUCAUUCCUCCUGGUCCUUAUUACCUUUCCUAUUUCCAUCUGGGCAUGUAUCAAGCUAGUUAUCAGAGAAUAUGAACGUGUUGUUGUAUUUCGUCUGGGACAUAUACUGUCUAAGAAAGCAAAGGGACCAGGUAUGAUCCUCAUACUUCCAUGUACAGAUACAUUGAUCAAGGUUGAUCUUAGAACAGUUACCUGUAACAUUCCUCCACAGGAGAUUCUCACGAAAGAUGCCAUUACUACCCAAGUUGAUGGGGCGGUGUACUACAGGAUCCACAGUGCUGUCAGUGCCAUUGCUAGCAUCACUGAUGUCCACUCAGCUACCUUCCUCUUGGCACAGACAACCCUAAGAAACGUUCCGGGUACACAGAGUUUGGCUCAGCUCCUGGCAAGUCAGGAGGAGAUUGCACACAGUAUCCAGGCUAUCCUCGACAGCACCAUGGAGCAGUGGGGAGUCAGAGUGGCCCAAGCGGAGAUCAAAGAUGUCAGGAUUCCCGUGGCCUUGCAGAGGCCAAUGGCAGCUGAAGCAGAGGCUGCUUGAGAGGCAAGCGCUAAGGUGAGAUCCACAGCAAUGUCUACCCCCUCAAGCUCCCGUAUCCUUGUCCCAGGCAUCCAAGUGCCUGUUUGUUUUCUCCUUAUAGUAAAGGUGGAUUUUCACCACUAUGCAUCUGGCACCAUUUCCAUUUCUCUUACUCUGCAGGUUGUGGCAGCAGAGGGAAUGAGUGCUUCUAAAACCCUCAAGCAGGCCUCCAUGGUGCUGGCUGAAUCUCCAGCAGGUCUUCAGCUGCACUACCUGCAAACUUUAACAACCUUGGCAGCAGAGAAUAAUUCCACCAUUGUCCUUCCUCUCCCUAUAAAUGUGCUUGAGAGUUUGGGGCAGAAAAAUAGAGGGGGAUAG
Molecule: messenger RNA, 1059 nt
Organism: Aquila chrysaetos chrysaetos
Lineage: Eukaryota; Metazoa; Chordata; Aves; Accipitriformes; Accipitridae
Gene: STOML3
Product: stomatin like 3
Cellular component (GO): plasma membrane
Source: RefSeq, a predicted model, not a curated record